This is a messenger RNA of Trichosurus vulpecula (common brushtail), 2064 nucleotides long. Its product is annotated as solute carrier organic anion transporter family member 1B1-like. Gene Ontology annotation, biological process: transmembrane transport; sodium-independent organic anion transport. Gene Ontology annotation, molecular function: protein binding. The record is from RefSeq and is a predicted model, not a curated record. NCBI's taxonomy places the organism in Eukaryota, Metazoa, Chordata, Mammalia, Diprotodontia, Phalangeridae. Gene Ontology annotation, cellular component: membrane.
CUACACGUAUGAUACAUCAUUAGAUGGUAAAGCACUUGAUAACUUAACGGUUACCUACCUUCCUUGCACAACUGAUCAACAUUCAGCUGGAAAUACGACAUCGCCAAUACUACUAGAAUCAAGUUGCAAAAAUGAAUCUACUUCACCCAUGUGGAUAUAUGUAAUGUUGGGAAACAUGCUACGUGGGAUUGGAGAAAGUCCACUUGGACCUUUGGGAAUCGCAUAUAUUGAUAACUUUGCUAAAGAAGGCCAUUCUCCUUUUUACAUAGGUCUUUUGCAAUCGUUGUCAUUGGUUGGCUCAAUACUAGGCUUUCUGCUAGCAGCAUUAUGUGCAAGAAUAUAUGUGGACGUUGGAUAUGUAGACCUAAGCCUUAUAACAAUAAAUCCGAGUGAUUCCCGUUGGGUUGGUGCUUGGUGGCUUGGCUUUAUCAUAGCAGGGAUCAUUAGCAUUCUUUCUGGAGUACCAUUCUUUUUCAUGCCUAAGAGCCUGAAGAAAUCAAAAAUGGAAAGUAAAGUUCCAGCGUCUUUGGAUAACUCUAAUAUCAACGACAGAAACACCCAAAAGCUGAAUUUUAAAAAUCCUGACCAAAAGAAGGAUCCUCAAGAAUCAUCAGGUUAUUUCCACUCCUUGAAAUGUCUUCUUAGUAACUGCAUGUACCUCAUCUACUUGGUUUUAUCUUUGUUGACAUUUAAUGCCUUAGUUGGGAAUCUGACGUAUCUACCAAAAUAUUUAGAACAGGGAUACGGCGAGUCAAUUUCUAAAUCCACCUUAAUAUUUGGAAUAAUCAUGUUUCCUGUUACUUGUAUUUCAUUUUUCCUGGGAGGAUUUAUUGCUAGAAAAUUCAAAUUGGACAUAUUUGGAGUUACUAAAUUAACCUUCAUUUCUCAGCUUUGUGGCUAUUGUAUACAACUGCUGAUUUUGACAUUAGACUGUGGGAACAGACCAGUAGCUGGGUUAACAGUAGCCUACAAUGGAAAUGGCCCAGUGACAGACCUCCAAAAUAUGCCAUUUUCUUUCUGCAACUCAGACUGUAAUUGUGAUGCCAAUGUAUGGGAUCCUGUCUGUGGAGAUGAUGGACUCUCUUACAUUUCACCCUGUUUAGCUGGAUGUGAAUAUUCAGUAGGCCAUGGAAAGGAUGUGGUGUUUCAUAACUGUAGCUGUAUUGAAGUUAACAGUUUCCAAUCCAGAAAUGCCUCAGCUCAUUUGGGUGAAUGUUCAAGGAUCGAUGAUUGUUCAAGAAAGUAUAUCUAUUAUGUGGUAAUACAAUCUUUGGCUUACUUUUUUUAUGGACUAGGAUUUACCCCUGGAACAAUGCUGGUUUUUAAGAAUGUUGCUCCUCACCUGAAAUCACUUGCAAUUGGUUUUUUUUCACUGUGUUUGAGAUUAUUAGGAGGAAUGUUGGCCCCUAUUUAUUUUGGAGCAGUGAUAGAUUCAACAUGUCUAAAAUGGGCCACUAAUAUUUGUGGAGAGCAAGGAGCUUGUAGAAUAUAUGACCCCAUAUCACUUAGAAGCAAAUUCUUUGGCUUGAUUUUAGGAAUAAGAGCACCAGCAUACAUCUUAUAUAUCAUUUUAUACAUUAUUAUGAAGAAACACUACAAGGAAAACAGUACUGUGCCUUCUAAAGGUGAAGAAAGAAAUGGAGAUGAACCAAAUCUUAAAGAACCUUUAAACAAUAUUGAACAGCUGGAACUUUCUGCUAAUGUAGAUAAUGAAACACAUGUUUAAAAAAGCCUAUAUGUUACCUGUUCACUAACUUUGUCUCCUUCUUUAGUGAGAUCCAGAAGGAUCGGAAACCUGAAUAUAAGGUCUAAUCAGGUCUCUGAAUUAGUUACCAACCUCCUAUUGAGCUCAGCAGUAUUGAUUUCUGUUCCUUUUCUCUGAGAAUUCUGAUGUUGUUGUCUCGUAGAGAAUUAAUUAAAAAUAUGAAACUGAUAAUUGCAUGAAAUCUAAAUGAAAUGGAUGUGUUGGAAUAUAUCUUUCUGCACUGUAGUUCUUUGAUUAUAAGGAAAAAUACAUUGUGCACAUAUCAUGGAUCAAUAAAAGUAAUUUUUGAGAUUAACAAA